Messenger RNA from Angiostrongylus costaricensis, 636 nucleotides. Lineage: Eukaryota; Metazoa; Nematoda; Chromadorea; Rhabditida; Metastrongylidae. The record is from the annotation of a GenBank genome assembly.
AUGUUCUUCAAAUGCGUGACUUUUACAGUAUGCGGUUUGUCAGCACAGUCUUUGAUCGGUGGCAGCACCAUGACAAGUUGCGGGAUGCUUCAGAAGGAGAAUCUGCCAUCCACAGUGAAGAAUCAGUGUAAAUCGUCAGGAAUGUUCUCGAUGCCGUACAUGCUGGAAUCACGACGACACAGCGAACCACCACCACCGCCCUCGCAUCUGCUGGCGCAACGACGACGAAGCAAAGAAGUUUCCGGCCAAGUCACAUAUCUAUGGGAAUUUCUACUUCGUUUACUGCAAGACAAAGAGUAUUGCCCGAAAUUCAUCAAAUGGAUUGAUCAAUCAAAGGGCAUUUUCAAGCUUGUCGAUUCGAAGGCCGUCUCAAGACUUUGGGGAAUGCAUAAGAACAAACCCGGAAUGAACUACGAAACAAUGGGCAGGGCUCUGAGGUACUACUAUCAACGUGGUAUUCUACAAAAGGUCGACGGUCAACGCCUUGUCUAUCAGUUCGUUGAUGUACCUAAGGAUGUCCUUCAGGUUUGCUUUCAAGAGCUGGACAGUCCGACGAACCUUAACGAGGAGUUGCGGGUUGAUUCGUCGAAGACACCGCCUCUCAUGGUUCUUAAAAAACCUAAGCAGGAAGUCUGA